AUGUUUGUAGUGGAGAACGACCGCAUAUGCCGUGAGUCCGCGGUCUCCGUCGGCGAGGGUGGGCGCGUCUCAACGAAGGCGAUGCGGAGACCCGUCCCGGCAGCAGUUAUCCAACGGCGUACCAGGCAGAGCCUCGUCUCGACGAUGCCGGCGCAGUUUUUUAUCCGACCAUCCAUCCAGCGAAGUCCGCAGUACACUGUGCACGCGGCACAAGCGCACAGCGCCCUCACCUGGUUUAGCCCGCAAGUCGAGACGGUUGCCCGAGGUGUGGCCGCUGAGCAGAGCCCAGCUUCGUGGAGCCACAGGUGACAGUUCGGUGCAAGCAAAUGGACGCUAGGCGUAGUCUCACUUGCAAGCAAGUGAGCGACCAAUACGACCAUCACGUGAACACACCGUUGGACAAACCAACAUCCCAAACUUCAACUUCUAAGGACAGCGCAAAAUAUUUUCCAGAAAAUUAAUAAUAAUUCCUUAGGAAAGACCAGUCGCGGACACAUAAAAACAAGUAAACAUAAAUUUCAUAUGUGUAAAUUUUCAACGAGGUAGGCAGAAUCUGUACCAAAUGCAAUUAGGGUUUCUGAAUUUGUAGUCCAUUAAGAAAAAAUGUUGAGCGAGCGAUGAAAAAAAUCCACUCAAAAAUUUAAAAGUGAAUGCAUUAAUUUUACAGGAGAAAAAAACACUCGCUAAAAACAUUAACAGAAAAAUUCGGGUAGGACUGACCUGCAUGUGGCGGUAUAUAACGGUUUAUAAUCAGACAUCGUCAGAGCAGAAAUAAAUGUCAGCCAUUAGGGGUAGGUAUGUGGGUCGGACAGGACUGGCCUGCAUAUGGUAUUGUAUAACGGACUCAAAACGGACAUCCUCAGGACAGAAUUCGUACACCAGAUGAGACUAUUCGCGUCAUAGUGGCCAUACGAGCAGAACCCACACGCGAUCGGUUACAGUAAGCUUUGAGCCCAGCCGAGGAGUGGGCAAGGGAGGUACGACCAAACUACGUGUAGACGACGAAUACUGAGGCUUCCGCCGUGAGCGUCAACAGACCGCUUGAGGUCGAAAUGCGGAAGAUGACAUCAAGAACCGCGAAAAUCGUCGCUAUGCAGAGGAGUGAUAGCAGUGGAUUUAGAAACCAAGUCAAAACAGGGAAUCGAUUGAUAUAAUUGAGGGUUUCGACUUGAUCUACCACUAAAUCCCAGGAGGACCCUCCUCGAAGUCAAGAAGCUGAGUGUUCGGGAAUGAGACCGUUGAAAGUGCCUUUAUAAUUUCCGAUUUAAGGUGUUUGCGUAAUUUCGACUUGAAUAUCGGUAACUUAGACGAUGACCCAAUUUGUGGUGGAAAAUAAUUUCAGAGGAAGGCAUAUUUGGAAGCAGAGAAGAGGGAGCGCUUAGAUGUAGUGCGAGGAGUUUGCGGAAUCACCAUGAAGGAGAUGCGCUUGACAUAAGACCGAGCUUUCGGAGUUAAAGUGUCAAUACGUGGAAGAUUGGAGAUAGAUUUAAUGCGAAAAAGGAAGCAAAGGCCUGCCAAACUUUCUGGUCCCAUUAUUUUUCAGAAUAACCCACACUACGAAUGCUUCACCACAAAGCACCUCGGUUUAAGUUAUAGAAAUAAACUUGCUGUAUCACCUCAUGAUGAUAGAAUUUCUGCCAAAGCCGCGCAGAUAUGUGGGUUCAUAUCGUAUAAUAUCUUCUUAUGUCUUAUGUCAAGCGCAUCUCCUUCAUGGUGAUUCCGCAAACUCCUCGCACUACAUCUAAGCGCUCCCUCUUCUCUGCUUCCAAAUAUGCCUUCCUCUGAAAUUAUUUUCCACCACAAAUUGGGUCAUCGUCUAAGUUACCGAUAUUCAAGUCGAAAUUACGCAAACACCUUAAAUCGGAAAUUAUAAAGGCACUUUCAACGGUCUCAUUCCCGAACACUCAGCUUCUUGACUUCGAGGAGGGUCCUCCUGGGAUUUAGUGGUAGAUCAAGUCGAAACCCUCAAUUAUAUCAAUCGAUUCCCUGUUUUGACUUGGUUUCUAAAUCCACUGCUAUCACUCCUCUGCAUAGCGACGAUUUUCGCGGUUCUUGAUGUCAUCUUCCGCAUUUCGACCUCAAGCGGUCUGUUGACGCUCACGGCGGAAGCCUCAGUAUUCGUCGUCUACACGUAGUUUGGUCGUACCUCCCUUGCCCACUCCUCGGCUGGGCUCAAAGCUUACUGUAACCGAUCGCGUGUGGGUUCUGCUCGUAUGGCCACUAUGACGCGAAUAGUCUCAUCUGGUGUACGAAUUCUGUCCUGAGGAUGUCCGUUUUGAGUCCGUUAUACAAUACCAUAUGCAGGCCAGUCCUGUCCGACCCACAUACCUACCCCUAAUGGCUGACAUUUAUUUCUGCUCUGACGAUGUCUGAUUAUAAACCGUUAUAUACCGCCACAUGCAGGUCAGUCCUACCCGAAUUUUUCUGUUAAUGUUUUUAGCGAGUGUUUUUUUCUCCUGUAAAAUUAAUGCAUUCACUUUUAAAUUUUUGAGUGGAUUUUUUUCAUCGCUCGCUCAACAUUUUUUCUUAAUGGACUACAAAUUCAGAAACCCUAAUUGCAUUUGGUACAGAUUCUGCCUACCUCGUUGAAAAUUUACACAUAUGAAAUUUAUUUUUACAUGCUUUUUCGGACUGCGAUUUAUGUGUAAUAAAAUUAUUUUAUGUUUAUUUAUUUUAUUCUAAAUCUUUUCACCCUAGACUGAUAUGGAGUAUACUGCGUGAAUAUGUAUGAGUAAUUCAAGGGGACAUGGGAUGGUUUUCUGAACUUUCUCAAAGGCCUUUUUCAAACCGAAGGUUGAUUUAGCUUCUGCACUCUAGACUUUACCCGAAAAUUCUAACCCUAGCACUAUCUCCAAUUGCAAACUUAACCCUAGUUACGCGCUACUAUUAUCAGAAAUGAAGUCUUCCAAUAAAAGGGUUGACCGGACGUCUCUGAUAUUGUUUCACUUCCAGUCAUUUCUUUCCCCAACGCCGUCAGCCAGGAAUGCUAUGUAAAGUACGAGCUGUCUCGUGGUGGUGGCUUUGCAUUUCCUCCAGUGUUACUGUCUUCUCAGACUUCUUCCGCAUUAGCAGUGAUUCGUGUUUUCUCCAUGCAAGGCAGUAAGUAGCAUGCACAUCUAGUCUUGUAGUACAAACGCACGGCAGAGUACAUCGAUCUAAAUGUAGAACAUUUAUAAAAGAUGAAACUAUUCGAAAAUAGUUUUCCAUUCAUAUUUUCUUCCGAAUUUCUGCUUGCGGGAGAUCUCCUCUUGAAUUUCUUCUUGCUGUUUUCCAGUAGCAACUAAAGAAUCGGUUCAAAUCGAAAUGCAUCCAAUCGGGACAAGAGUACAAAAAGGCCACAUUACAACAACAGGGUCUCGCCGUGUAACGCCCCUUGGAACGAACAGGACUGUUUGAAUGUGUGGGCACUUUUCGGCGCGCUGACCUUGGCUGGAGAUGGCGUAACCGCGUGCUGGUGAAGAUGACCGGUGACACUUCCUCUCACUUCUGCCGACCCCUUCCUCGCAUCGUGCCGUGACUUCCGUAUCGUUCUCCUCCGCUCUACGUCGGCACCUCCCUCGGCCCUCCCCUGCUGUUGCCCACAGCGCUACAUUCCCCAUCGGUUACUUAGCUGGCAUGUCGGUAUCGUCUCUUCACCCAGACAGGUUAUUCUACAGCUCUAACUCAUUUUUCCUGUACUGUUAACGAUUAUUACACGCAUUUCCCGUCCUCAUCUCGUUAUAUUACACUAUAUCCCUUACACGACAUGUCUUUUUGUCCUGUGUAUGGAUGCGUAUCAAGAGAUGUUAACGGUUCUGUUCAGAUCUACCUCCGCCAAGAUCUCCUCCCAGCGUUUACUUACGUUAGUGUGUGCUACCCUUGACGUCCUCGGCCGCUACAGCUGCCCUUCUAUGAUUUGAACCCGCCAGUAAAACAACGAAUCACCGAACAGGCCUCAACGACCAAUAAAGAACGUGUGCAGGGCCUAAGGACCCUAUACAGGUUCUUCUGGCAAGUAGGCCAGGCUCUUUAUCAGGACUAUCCUAGGUCUUAGUGUGCUUUGCAAAAAUCUCAAAGCCGGUUCCUUCUCUGUGCAGUUUUCCCACCCAGGACGCAUCUUCUAGACGAUGUGGAGAUGGAGUGUUUAAAGGCGUUUCUCAAUGGUCUAAAGUCCCUUAUCGGGAUAGCCUUAUUCUAUGCGUUCUCUAUGACUUUAACGUUUUUUAAUAACAAUAUCAUCAAGGUACUUAGGCAACUGGAAAUGCUCACUUCUUAACCAAAAUCUAGGCAUAUCCGUUCCCACUGUCAAUUACCUUUUUCCAUUUACUCAUGAAAUUUACUUUUGCGUGCAUUGCACGAUCAGUAAUUUCUUUAUAUCGGGGUGAACAACGGGUAGAAAUUCCAUGGUGCUCCUACGUUCGUGAAGUUUCCCCAACAGGUUUCUGGCCUUUCGUAACUAUUUUUUUAGGAAUCGCAAGUGCGUUGGACAUUGGCCUGUCUAACUGGAGUUUUGAAUUUAUUACCGUGUCCUUGUAAGCUUGCUUAAUUGACGACACGUCUUAUUCCAAAGUUCAGAUACACAAUGACUAAAUCGACAAGCAUUAUAUUUGUCUUGCUAUUCGCAAUAAUUCUUAAACUGGAGAAGCCGGUAGGUAUUUCGGCUACAUUAUCGGCAGACCUUGUCCAUUUUGGUUGUUGUACUCUGCAUUUCUGGUGGCCUGUUCCUGUUCACAUAUCAGUCAACGCAGUUCGAUUGGAUUGGAUUCAUUCUCGUCCUUUCUGCGUCUGCCGUCAGUGGCAUUCGGUGGACGGCGGCACAGAAGCUGACGCAAAAAUCAAAAUUUGGUUAGUCACGUUGUUAGCAAAUACGUACCUUUAGCGCGAUUCCGAAGUGGUCCUAUUAUUCUAGGGGCAUUUGCCUUUGGUUCUUAUGUCAUAGUAUUCCCGGCAGGCAUUCAUAGUGAAAGUCACCAUUUGGCAAGUCCUUGUGGUGGACAGGCAGCUUAGUUAACUGGGCUUGGUCGUGGCGACUAAGGACCCUGAUAGUUCUCGCAUCAACACUGAUAGUGGGCAACAACAACCCUCUGUGAUGUUGUCGCUCGUCUCUUUCAACUUUUUGUUGCGCGAACUAUCAACAGAUCAAUGCACUUCCAUUGUUGUCAGCUACUUAACUAUACACCGACUGGUCAGUUUACUGUACAACCCACUGUGCUAUUUUUCUAUACGGUUACCCGUAGGUCCGCAGGUGCUGAGCAUCUGGGUAGUCAGUCUUAGUGUAAUUAUAAACGCUGGACAUUACAGACGAGCUAAUAGCGACAAGUCUCUUGAAAAAAUACCCCUAAAUUAGGAGCCCACAGAAUUUGUCGAAUUCGGCAACUCGCGUUUGCUGCAAUAUUUCGACGCAACUUCAAGUAAUGUGAGGAAGGCAUUUAAAGACGUUUGGACACUUUCUCUAUCUCCCGUUCUUUUAGAUCAAAGCUACAGCCUCUAAUUUAAUACCGGCUCCUUUUGGACGAUGUUGGGGGUCCUAAUUCAACAUUUGUCUCCUCUCGUCCCACCAGAAUCCUUUGGUGGUUCUUGGACCCUAUAUACUUUAUUUUCGCCACUAUAUAAAGUAUUUUACGGGGGAUCUCCUGACUUGGGGCGUAUCAACACAUGCGGGUGUCUCAGAUGGGACAUUACCGGCUGGUCAUGCUCCCAUCCUCCCAAGACGUUCAUCCUUAGGAAUGGUUACACUACCGCUUCGAUUGCGAGUGCUUUCAACCGCUUUUAGGUAUUCUAGCUUUCGUCGAAACUUUUUGUUAGUACCUAAUCCGUCAUGUCGACUAGUUUAGCAACAUUUUGCCUCUUGUAUCACUGGUAAACCACUACUUUAUAGGUUGCUUGAAUAUAGCUAGAAGAAGAACGUCCCUCCUGCUGGCUGUCCAGAAUGUACCACUAUUGAAUAUCGCUCCCUCGUUAGGUGUGCUAAAACCUCUGGUUUCACUGGCCCUGUCCUAGCACACAACUUAUUCACAACUGCAUUUCCCUUUUUUCUAUGCCUUUUGUGAAUACUAUUUUCGUCACUGUUAUCUUUUAUAGUCUUAUUCUACAUUAGCUUGUUUAUAUGCCUAUAUAGGCCUGGGCAACCCAUUCGAUGUCAUCUACCACACGCAGCCAUGGAUGGCGUUGACGCUCCUACCACUGUCUUUCUACUUCGAAAGUAAGUUGAAGUGACCGCGAUGGACAGACCAUUUCAAUACACUAGUGAGACUUUCCAUUGUGAAACUAGUUGGUCACAUAGCAAAAAAGUAAAUAUCAUACAGUUUCCCCUAUUUGUAAUAAGAAAUCUAACCUCUAGCCGUCUCCCGGUGUCAUUUUGCUGAAAACUUGAUGGUCUGCUUACUUGUUUACCCUGUUUUCCUUCACUACCAGUUAAACGCGUGACUUAUUGACGUGUUUAAACAUGUUAGGCCAAAUAUGAACCAGUUUAAGCCUCUGACUAGCGUGGGUGGUGUUUGCCUCCUGUUAAAGAUGAAACUAAAGUGUCGUAUGUAGAGGAAAAACCUGACACUGCUCUCCGCUUUAGCUCUGAUGCUUCAAAAUCACAUUACGAGGAAUCCAUCGAUAUCUCGUACAGUAGACUUCAUAUAAAGUAGUUGGCGUAUCUUGUGAAAUGUUAACUGUAGUUCUGAAAUGUGUUUUCGACUACAAUGAAUUGCUUGGGUUAGGUUGUAGCGCUGAUUAUUGUGCAGCAUAAUCCCAGUGUAUUUUAACCUCGAAAAGAUGCCGGCUUUUAACUGCGCUUUUUUCCGGCCUCUUACGAAAACUAAAUUCAAUAAAACUGGGCCCUCAUGUAGUAUACAUUCUCCUACUGGAUUGCGGUGCCGUUAUAAAUUUUAGCAUAUUUUACAGAAAACUUGCCCAAAAUAUCUCUUUUUGUACACGUUUGGGGUAAAUUACGUCAUGUUCCGAUUGUAUACUCAACGCAAUGGUGAUUUUCGGUUUGCAGUUUUGAGUUCUUUAGAGGCCGUUUAGUAAUUCUCCUUAUAAAGUAUGCAACGUUGUUGUAUUCAUUGCAAAGUUUUGUGAGUCCCGAAUGAUAUUUUCGUAAUGGCGUAGAGACAUUUAUGAUUUCCCAUACAUGGAAAGUAUACUGCUUGCCUUUUAUAGGCGCGAAACUAAGAGGCAACGUAAAUUCAGGUUCCGAAUUAUUCUGGAAUUUGCCAAUUUUUUGCUGAAAAUUUUGAACUUACGAUUUCAAAAUAAAGCGCAUUUCCUCUCUCUCUCUCUAAAACUGAAAGGUACUAUUUCUUCGAGUAUAGAAUUUGAAGAAGACGUGAUUCGCUGCGUAAUGGCUACAAAAAACUAUGUCCUAUGCAUGUUUCCUACAAAAUAUAUUUGAAUGUUUAAGGGCAUCGAAAAUAUAUGAAAAAAUGCCUACCACUUAAGCAGUCGUUUUUGCUGAACGUGGCCACUGCAAGCGGCCGAAAGGAAGCGCAUUCAAAAUCCGGCAUUUUGGCGAGUUCGGAAUAUCUUGGGAUAAUCAGCAUUACAAUCAAAUCCAGGUAAUCCUUUGUAAUUGCUAAAGAAAGAGACUCAAGGAAACUUUGAGGAGGACGUUAGAUGAGUACGGCAGUUUCCACCACCGAAAAGGACUUGUGGAAAUUAACACAUAGACCGGAAGAAUCUUUUCGGGCACGAUUUUCAUCGUUACUCAGAAAAAAACAGUCGUACUGAAAGGACGGGUUUUUCAGAUAGUCUUACUGCAAGUUACCUGAAGCGUUUAGGGAUCUGAGAGCUGAAAACCGCAGGCCGGCAAGCACAGCGCUAGCAGUACGUAGAGGGCUGAGGUAUGACACGCCGACUGCCUGAUAGUGUCGCAAAGCCCGAUGGCGACAGUGUCAUGACGAUCAUGAACUGCAAUUUAAAAAGUUUGCUUGACACCGCCGCGUUGGGCUUAGGUUCUUGAGUCGAAGUGCUGGCGAAGACAGCCUCUAAAAAACGAGCUAGACGACUAUUGGGGACCUGUCUGUACUCGAAAUCCACUAGAAACCACGUGCACUAUACGACCAAAGUAUUGCGAUUCGUCCCACGGCGUCUGUGGGGACCAACGCUCUUUGCAACCCUGGUACUGGCAAAAAAGUAUGAGAGUCGGACUAUUUGACUAAAAACGGACUUUCUUUAUCGGAUGCUGAAAUGCCCAAACGUUUCUGGGUCCUGCAACUAAGAGUUUAAUGGCGCCCAAUCUUCAUCAGUACGACAUGUGUGUCUGCUGCCUGUCUGACGUCUGAAUUUCCGACUGAGGCACACGGAAAAUUAAUAUCCCAGGUGCCAACUCUCACUCCACCCUAUACCACAGCCGCCGACGCAACUCUUCUGGUAGACACGGUGUGAUGAUCGCCCUAGCAGAGCAAGGUAACUAUGCAUGACCUAUUUGAAUGCCAGUCAGUUGCUGGCUAGCUUACGUACUUUACGGGCACUCGAUUAACGUGUGUUAAGUUAGUUUUUGAUGCCAAAUCGAUACAUGGUUCCGAAACUGACAGCGUUUUGGUGAGACCUUGUUUUCCUUCACACUGGCCUGAAAGUCCACCUCUAUCCGUCCAAAAUUCCUCAUGCGAAACGCCUUGAUGUCCUGAAAUUACAACAAUCCGGCACUGCCGAGGUCCUGUGGAUAGAAGUUCAAAUCGCUUUCCAACUAGAAUCAAGAUGGAGGUAGUAGCAAAUAGUCACCACUGAAUUCCCCAUUGCGCGAAACAGCUGACUUAAUUUUGGGACUUACGCAUUACGCUCCACCGACUGGGCCAGCUUAGGGACUUUACAGUUGUCUUACCGUAGGGACGACUCCUCCUUCCACCCCUGAAAAAUGACAAUAAAAUCGACUGAGAAAAACUGUCGAGCUGAAGUUGCGACCCCCACGAAGCAGGCCCCAAAUUCCGUUGACACUCGAAGGUCAAAUUAUUUACCAAGUUGUAAGGUCUCUGCACUGACUGACCGCGAUGUGUAGCCUAAUCACUGUUGACAACUCAGCUAGAGUCGAGCACCGACAUGAGCAUUUUAAGUGUCUUCCUAUGACCCUCUUCUCCUCUCCAGCAGAAUUUUGCUCCUUUUCAACUUAUGUAGUCUGGUUAGACUUCUGAGAGGUAAGUCGAUGGGAUGCCGUAGCAAGACAGCUGAAAAGAGCCGAGAGAAAGCAGUCUUUUCGUUGACGUCUGCAAGUCUUGUGAUGGUACUGACUCACGUUCUUCGUGAGUUAAUUGAGCAAGCGUAAAAAGAUGCGAUCUUUACUGAUUACUGAGCUCCAGCCGUCCCUGUGCUUGUAUUUAAGGUGUGCGAGAAUAGCUGCGGUGUCGGCCACGUCGACACGGUGGCACAGGGACUACCAAUCCUUCUUCUCAAUCGAUUUUGACAUGUGCGUCACCGGAGGACAAGGUCAGCCCGGUGGGGUUACUAUCGAGACACGACUGUUCUACCAAGUAUUUGCACUGCAGCGUAUUCGUGGACUCCGCUGUGGCUACUGAUAACUGACGUCCGUGCGCAUGGGUGAUUUCGCACCAGCUCUCGAUCUUGCCCAUUACGAGUCAUUGUAGUCGAUAACAAGUGCUGGAAGCCAUGCUGGCAACAAUCAUCGCGGUAGUCAGGGCCUGCUACUCCGUCACCACAACGCGACCUCUGGUGCACAACAAUAUCUUGCAGUUGUUUGCUAUUCGACCUGACCUUCGAUAAGGUUGUCUUCUGCCGCCCAUCUUGUUCAACUACACCAUUGGCUGGGCUCUCGGAAGGGCCUUAUGCGAUUUGGAUGGUGUCGGACUUGCGACUGCACGCCAGCUGACUGACCGCGACUACGCUGACGAUAUCGCCCUGUCAGUGGUGACCUUUGGAAUGUACUUUCAGGUGAAUAAUGUCACUUGAUCUGCUGGCUGGCCUUUCAAUGUUACAAAGAUCAGGGUGGUUUCGCGCCAAAUGUCUUAUCAGGAGAAGACACCUGUCUGUUAUCCUGGAAGGUGAUAUAGUUUUAAAUAUCUUGGGGUAAAGUUGCUCCCAAAUAGAUAGAGUGAAGACGAAAUGGUUGCCAGAAUCGAUGCAGCCGACAGCGUUCGCUGAUUGUACGACGUAUUUAUGCUUCCGUCGCGAUAUCUCCGCCCCCUUAUAGAGACGCGGGCACCCGUUCCUUCAUUUUUCCUGAACAGUUGCUGCGUUGUGCGCAUGAAGGUCGAGCAAAAACUGGAGGUGUUUGUCCAACUUUGUCGGAGAAUCCUCCUUCGGGUGAAUGCAUAGUAUCGGCUGUGACAGUCUGCAUUUCGUGCGACGACGUCGCAAAAAAUAUCCUUAGUCAGCCAGGGAAGAUAGCUGAGGUGGGUUGGUCAUGUUCUUCGUCAUAACCCUUAUAAAUUUAGUACUUCUACCAUUAGUGUGACUCUGUUUUCACACUGUAUUGAACGAAGAGGUCAGCUCGAUACCUGACCGGGCACAAUUCCCCAAGACUAGGAGAUAAUCCCUUGAUCUUCGGCAUUCUUUCCUCGAGGAGAGAAUAGGCCGGUCCUUUCAGAUCUGCCUUCUCAGAUUGUCGUACAUGAAGGAGUACAGCUCGGAGCAUCGUUGACGCUGGUUACAUCAGGCAUGAUCACAGCCGUUCCAGGUGUUACUGUGUCCUAGUAUUGUUGUGUUUUCUUCUUUUGUGACUGUAGUCUCUGAAGCCUUUCAUUUCUUCUACAGUAUCCCGCCCUUUUCCGUUUCACAAACCCUUCGUUUGCUGAUGUCUCCCUCUCCCCCUCCCCACUUUCAGUUAUGGAACUUCUAACAUCACCGCUCCUAUUCCGGACUGAAGCCUACCUCCCACUCUUUCGAACGCUGGGCCUUUUCCUCUGUGGCGCACUGUUGGCUUUUGGGCUGGAGUGCUCGGAAUAUUUUGUCGUCUGUCACUCAUCCAGCCUAACGCUCGCCGUUGCCGGCAUUUUCAAGGUUAUUUGGAGGUCUCUUCCUACUGACUCAAUAUUACAUCCGGAUGCUACGUGGACUUGGAAUGUAUUAUGAACAUCCGACAAGUAGCCGUAGCUGCCGCCUAUCCACUAAAUCUCAAGUUUAUGGUCAUACCAACAGCUAUUAAAACUGUGAUCACUGAAGCCCUAUUGGAACUGUUGAUUGCGGCAGAAGUUAGCACGAGCUUGAUAUCAGCAGCAACAAUGUUCAGUUUCAUUCAAAAGGCAAUUUGGCGAGCAUACGUCUGCUUUCGAUAAAUUCUCUUCAGGCCUGUACAUUUAUAUGGCUAUUGAAGUAAUGAAUGAAAAGAUAUAGACAAGUAGAUAAUUAUGCUGUAGCUCGUGUUUGGGGAGGGGAGGGGGAGAGUGAAACACCACAAUCCCAGUCAGCGCCAGGGAGAAGGUGGGUCCCGGCGAAGGUAAUUACAUGCGGGUGGCUGGCUUGGUGGCCUUGACUCUUGGCCAUUGUGGGGCCUCUGUUCGCAUAGGGCCGGUCCGCAUAGCCUGAUUGCAGCCGCCUCCGCCGUAGCUAACAAUGUUCUGUUUUGUUGCUAUUCUUAUGAGGAUUGAAAUUUUUGGGCGACUGCUGUUAUACCCGUUAUAAAUGCGGUAACUAACAUUUCGACAGAGGUUGAGAAAGUAGUUACCCUUCGUUCUGCUAUCGACUUCUGAGGAACUGAUCCUAACUUCAUUGAUUUCUCUGCAUCCGGAAAAUUUUUGACUCUAUCGACAGUUAUAAUUUCACAUGAGUUAUUUUUCCCGGCACUGAGCAUGACUCUUCACCAACAGUUCCAAGCCGUUCUCAACCAUGACGUUUUUAAAUCUUUCUUAUUCGCAAAUUUCUCAAGACUAACUCCAAGAGGUCCUUCGAUCGAGUGCUAGAGGACUAGAAGAUCAACAACGUCUGAUUCUCCCGCCGUUUACGAAAUAUUUGGUGCCAAGUUUUUCGUCUUCAUAUUCUUUGCGCUUUUUAAUGGGCUUCACCUAGACGACAUUAAAAAAAACCCGCUCACGAAGAUCUUCGAAGGAGGAACAAAUUUGGGUCAACAAAAGUUACUGCAGUAACAAAUUAGCGGGACGUUCCUUUAGUAAACUUCAUCCUUGCUCGACUUUCAUCUGGCUCUCUGCCCUUCGGACAUUGGGGUUUUAUUUAACCUCUAUUUCCGCAUGCUUGGAAAUAUUUUUCCAGACUUGCCCCUAUAGACAUUUGCACCACACGUGGUUCAUUCUUACCUACAUGUAGAACCUAUAUGUAGUUUCUUUGUUCCUUCGUAUGUACUGUGGCCAUUGUCACGUGCUAUUUUUUCGCUUUCUAUUCAUUGCCGCCCUUCAUGCCGAGUAAAUAAAGUAUAAAGUUGGAAAAAAGAACAUUUGUGAGGCCAUUCUGCAAUUCGUUUAGGACACUAUUCCUGCUUGCAGGUUUCUGUCUGAUCUUGCAUAUCACAUUGUUACGUAUUUUGUUUGCUUGAGUCCCCCACCAACAGCAACUUCGCCUCGGUCUCUUAGCCUGUUCGACUUUUUCCGGUCGUCGUGUUUUCCGAACCUCCUAGCCCAGGUUGAUUUAACUGUCAGAUUUUUGCGACUUCAUGUUCCCGCCAAGGCGUGGAUUCGGUCAGUGAUUGCCCGUGCCCAUAACAACCGCGUGUUCUUUUUUAUUAGCAAUGUCAUAUUUGUGCGCCCCCACGAGGGCGUGUUGCGCUGCUGUUGGCAGUGGUACAUUUAUCAUUUGAUCUCCCACAGCUGAGCGACGAAGCUUUUUUCAUCUAGGAGCUCAUCACCCUGUACUUGGCGGCUACUGUCAACGGCGAUGUCUCCAGCCCCCUCAACAAGAUUGGUCUCAUAAUCUGCCUCACAGGGAUCUGCGUACACGUUGGAUUGAAAUUCCUUAGGAGUAAGUUUGUUGGCGGUUUUGUCGGUGUUUCUAGCUGCCUUGUUUUUUUUCGGUCCAAAUUACUGUUACCACGCACUGGGCUGGCACGUUUGCUUUUCUGUGACUGCCUCUGUUAAGGGGUUCGAGUGAGAAUGCGAAACCUCAGGCCAAUAAACUCCUUGUUUCGGCGAUCGCGUCUUUUUUUUCUUCCGACCUCAUUCACUCCCUGCACGGACGCCUUUGAUACCCGUCUUGUAUAUGUUUAGAGGCAUGUAGCUGAUUGCCGUUCGGCCGCAUCUUCUUUGCAUGCUAGCACGCUUGGGCAUCCAUUUUGCAUGCGCUUUCCACCGGUACAAUCACCACCCUUUAUUUCUUUCAUGGGAGCUUCUUGGUCCUGCCGCUUUUCCUUCAUUCCUCAUCGUCAUCAUUACUCCGAAUCCGGCUAUCACUGCAGGUUUUUUUACCGUCUGGUGCUCUAUUUCGUGCCUUCCAGAUCGCCGGCUCAAACAAGCGACUGUGGUUACUCCUUCGUCAGGGAUUUUAGCUGAGAUCUCAGACAUGCGAAUGCACCCUAUUCGCGGCCGGACCCCACGACGCUGAUUAUGCGGUUCAGUCGGCAUUUCCACGCUCUUUUUUUACUAAAACGAGCUAUUUUCCGCUAUUCUUUCCGUUGGUCGGUCUCGUCUCCGUUUAUCUUUCUGCCGUAGGCGUUUUAUUCUUUCUGGUGAAUUGGCCCUCUUCCAAUGCCUCUAUUGCAUAAAGCUACUUGUGUUCCGCCCUUUGAAUAAGACUGGUUCGCUACGCUUAGUGACCUUUAGUGUUGAAUUCAAUUUCCUUCAGAAGGACACAUUCGGCAAAUCCCCGUCAGUCUGGUACAGUUAAGUAGCACACAUGAGUAGGCUUACAGGCGGUGACUUAGUUUUCCUGAUAUGCGCAGUUCAGACGGCUUCCGCUGGGGGUGUGAGAAGAAGAAAAGGAGGAAGAAGAGGAAUGGCAACACAUGCUGAUAUACCAUGAGCAAUUAUCCUGCGUCCAAGUAAAUGUGGGCUUUCGAUUUAUUGGCUGUGGAUCAUCUUAAUCGAGUUUUCUGCGUGAGAUUCUUAUGCGCACAGUGAGACACGUUGUUCGACCCUCUCAUCGUUGCUAACAAGCUACUCCAUGACUACUUCUGCUAUUUUGGCAGCACUCGCAAAGGUUUCAUUUGUACUCACACAUGCUGGCCGUGACCCGCCAGGCGGUUGAGCUGUUUGUCCUCUUAUUUUCCCUGACGCUGGGGGAGAGGCGGGGUGCUUUCUACCCCCAAUUUAAUCAAGUUGGCCUACUUCGCAGAAGCAUGCGAAGGACGAAGUCCGCGUGCAGGUCAUCUGAACUGUCAGUUUGUCAUUGUCUGUCCGUCAUAGAACUGGGGUUGCAGAGAACAGUACCCGGGAAGAGGCCAGAGUUACCUUUCUCUUUACUAGUUUCCCGUGUGCAUAAACCCGACAGUUUAACACGGGCUUUUGUUUUUGGUGACAGCCUCUCUAACUAUCAACCUUACAAAAGGCGACGCUUGAGCGCACCACAGCCGCUUUUAAGAGCCUCAUUCAGAGGGUGUAAUUCAAGGUCGAACGCCAGCACUUACCUGAACGCAGGGUAAUUGCUCUUCAUUCAUAAUAGUUCAUGGCAUAUCAGUACGGAUUCCCAUUCUUCGCCUAUCCCGAACGUAAACUUUUUGAACUGCUCAUUGCAAGCGAGCUAUGUCGCCUCUUGUAAGCUUACUCAUAUGCACUGUAUAACUGCUGGCCCGAAGAGCAUAUAUGGGAAACGUUCACGACCAUAAAUGGAUCCCCUCUCUCAAUUGCCCGGUGUACUAUAUAGGUACGCCUGUGUUCGAUAUAAGGGGAUGAACGAGUGCGUUGUGCUCACGACAGCUAACUGGGCCUACUUUAGCGUACGUUCCAACUAAGAGUCCCACCAACUACUCAAAUAUUUAAAGUCGGUAGGCUGUCCACCAGGAGAGAGCGCGGCACUCAAUCAGGUCCUUGAAAGCAAGUAAACCGGAGCAUUACAUAGCCAAACAUUUGCAUGAACUUCGUUCCACUGUUUUUCAAUGGCUGAGACGAUGUUGAGCAACGGGUGACUGUUAAUGGAUUCCAGCUAACGCUCGUCCUGCGAUAUGAGAUCAUCGUGGCUUGCUUGGAUGUAUGCAUUGUAAUCGGUUCGUAUCCCUUUCAGUUUUAGGAAACAAGAUGGAUUUCAAGUGUUUCUCCGUACUGUGAAAAGGACUUUGAUUAAAUACGGUUUGUAGAUUGAAAAGUCGCUGAAUCUGCCGUGGUUGGAUAGAAGUUAAUGCCCCUCAAUGGCGUGUCGCCAUUUGUUAUGUGGAGUAGAAGACAGACAGCGAUGACACAGCGAACAGCUUUACUGUGACACUCAUUGCGCGUACACAGGUUUCACAAUCCUCUUUUCUACGGCUCCGCACGUAAGAUCUGCGUCGCCAUCUGAUCUACGUAUUCCCAUUGGCUGAUCCCCCAGCAUUAGCGUGGGCAGACCCUUCACUGAUUGUCGGAACUGGGAUUUCACAUAAGACCAGGUAACGUGUCGAUUGCCGACUCGCGCACACGCCACCGUUUUAUGGCCUCGUGGUUGCCUGCCGCGUGCAAAUUUCGGAUGAUAACAAUGGCGCCUCAAGGUCGGGACCGUCAUAAGCGAGUUCGCUGGAAUUGGGCUAUGCGGCGCUUUCAUUAAUUUGUUAGUUAUUUGAACCGAUGGGUUACGGUUCCGAUUGAUAAGAAUUAACGGCAACUCCGGAGCUAUAUAUGAAGGAGCCAAAGAUUCCAAGGUGGAAUGAGUACCUUGACUAUUCAGAGUGAAGAAGGUUCUAUCCAUUUUUGAGCAACCGUCUGAAAUUCAUGAAAGAGCAGUCUGGUUCUCCCUGAAGAGAGCUUUGAUGGUUUGCGCUUGCUGGAAAUGCUACAAUCGCAUCCACUGUCAAUACCCCCAAGCCUGACAGGAUCGGUUUUCGAGAUGACAGUACAGCAGGUCAUCGACACCACCCCGUGGAAUGUUUCAGGACCCCUCCUAGCAUCCGAUGCCUCCCAUGACCGGAUGGGUCUUCUGACCUGCAUCUAAUAGCACAUGUUUGGGAUUUCUUCCGAUGGACGAUUUCCUGUACUGCGGACGUUUUUCCAACCCAGCCUCCCUCUUGCGACCGUCCGCGUUAUGGUAAAACACGAACAGAUCUCAUCGGCAGUACGUGGAAACGGGUUCGAGUUGUCGAUUUCAGUAUGUUCAAUUAUUUCAACUUCUGGUUUAUAUUUAGUUUACGCUGGGGUAGGUUAAUGGAAAGUGGUAGUUUAAAAAUGUGUCAGAUUGUUUGUAGUCAGGAAAAUGCGCUGGGUGCUGUGGGGUUUCAGUUCGCAGACUACCUCACUCUCUCAUUCUCCUCUCGACAGCCAAUCCACUGUCUGAGCAACUCAGUCAGCUGAUGCGGCGAUUGGACGCAGUGUCUAAUAGAGUUAGACAGCUCGUCUGGGCGUGCCACGCACACAUGCGACCUUGUAUCCACGCAGCGCGCCAUAAUUUCACUCUCUGUGCAUGCGUGGUGGAACUGUGAACAGGACAGUUUGGUAGCUGCUGUUGGCUUCACCACCACAAAUAAAAAUGCCGCACCGUCAGUCCACUAACUACAAUUCCACCCUGUCCUUACUGCCACCGUGCAUCAGCAUCACACAUCUACCUGGUUGACCAGUUUUGAGUUCAUCGCACGGAGACUGACGCGCCAGUGCCGGGAGCCCCAAUACACACCCGUCUCAAUUAUUUCACCUGCCAACACCUCCCAAGGACAUUCUAUCAUCAUAUGGGCCCGUUUCCCGAAUGCGUCUUCAUAAAAACCUGUGGUAUAACACCACGGAUCUUGCGUUAUCACCACGCCUCGUCUCACCGGGCUAUACACCACGCACGAAACCACCUCACAACUCUCGGCCUCGUGGUCUGCACUGUAUGUAUAUGUGGAGUGACUGGCUGGCUCAAUGUCUCCUUUAUAAAUGCACUGUCUCCCGCUCCUAUUGUCCUGACAUGCCGCGUGCGCGUGACAAGCUAACAGUCAAGGUCACGGACGUAUAUUCAAAACUAUCUGCCGAUUGGCCACUCUCCGGCCUAUGACAUUUCCCCAUGCCCUAUAACUCGCCGUGUCUCAUAAGACCUUGCCCUCAUGCUUUCUGCCGCGCUCAGUCCACGUCCUGCCUAAAACUAGACUUCUAUUUAACAUGACAGUUCGACCGUUGGCUUCGACUAUGUCGACCGUGUGUUCCACAGCAAGGUGAGGCAGGCACGGUGACUUUCGCAUGAAGUAGUUUAUGGCUAUAGUAGACUUUCACAACAUCUACCACAUUCUCUCCUCCUGCCCCACGUGGGCCCAGCGUCAAAACAUAAUCAAGAAGACCGGAAGUGAGGGAGGACGCAGGUGGGUGGCGCUGCCGGACCCGCAAUUAGGCGUACCACUACACCCCCUCGUCCACCGCGUACAAGUGACCGGGAUUUUGCACAUAAAUACGUACAUAACAGUACUGUGGUCUCAUUGCCACUUCCACGAGCGUGAAAUCCUAGCCGCCGUCUAUUCUGUGGAUACCCGGUACAUUGUGCGGGAGCCAGAUCCUGUGUGGCACAUGCGGGCGGGCUGUCAGCCGCUGCACUCGCCUCCGCCUCGCGUUCAAGUCGCCGGUGCUGCGCCCACUCCGUUGGACACGCGGUGGGCGUCGAGGUUAGCGACUUCCAGAUUCUCACAAAUAAAAUGUAAGACUUCGCCAUGGGCGUUACUCACUGCUUGUUUGAAUCCACUCGGAAAAGUAGUGCUAGUUGGACGAGGAGCCUUAACUUCAAAAGCAGCCACCACUCACCUGCAGCUCUCCGCCUUCGAUGGAGUGAGCAACUGGUGUUUCUCGAGGGGACGGCAAUCAAAAUACGAUGACCGAACAAAAUAUUUCUUUUAUGACUUUCCGUAUCGGUUGCUCUUGAUGCUGUUGACUGAUAAUAUCUCUUAAGAAGUCAAGUUCGGCAAACUUGCGUUUUUGUUUAUUCACUAUCAAGCCUGUACAGUAAUGUAAGGGAGGGUAGACUAGCAAAAGUUUCAACAGUGAGUAUAGGGAGGGGGAGAGUUGAGGGCGUUCAGAGGUCAGGAGGUAUAGUCCAGUUCUGUCAGCGGCUUAAGAGGGGAAGGUAUCUAACGAUUAGCUAUGUCUCCGUUUCUUCACUGUAACGCGACAUGGUGGGUGUAAACACACAUACUGCGUUUAUCUCUGCCUAGGGGAACCUUAGGACCAGUAAAAACGCCUUAUACAAGCAAAGGGUUGGAUUAGAUAACCGUAUGGCCACUGCCUCUGCCCUCGCACGUACCCGCUGGCGCAGGGGCUUGGAGUGUCCCGCUGCCGCUUUACACAUUACUCGGGAUGCUUGGUUGGCGUCUACCCGGCGGCCUCUGUCAGUCAAGUGAGCCAUAAUGGCGCUAGAGGCUGACUUUUCUACAGCUUCGUGCUCUCGCAUCCGCCUGGAUAGGCACCUACUUGUUCGACUAGCAUGACCUGGUCCACAGGAGCAAGUGAAGACAUAUAUGCGCAUUUAAGAGGUCUGAAAAAGCAGUCUAUCACUGUCUUCAAGGCCAAGGAGUAGAGUGCUUGAGGAAACUAGUGUCACUUAAACGGCUGUGUGGGUGCGCGUGGUAGCAGAGUUUAGUCGGCAGUGUAGAGAUUCGCUCGCCAGAACCCCUGGAAAUGGCAGUGUGAGAAAUAACUCCUUCUUCUCAACCGUCGACACAUCCGAUUGUGGAAAACAUUCUCAGAUGAACUUUUCGGGAAGGGCGGUUUCUCGCCGUGUUCUGCAUAAGGGCGAUUUUGUUCUUCAGCGUAUCUGGAGUACAUAUUCACCUAGCUCGGUUGGUAGGAAGGCACACUAAUCUUCGUUUCUGACUUAGCGGGAAGAAUCUGUAGAAAUUUGUAUAUUGUCCUGCCUACUUUUUUUCUUAGGAAAUAUAUUUUUCCAGUAGUUCCAUCAGGCGUUCUACUAAGUAGGACGCCCAGAAAAGCGAGACACUCUCCAUCCCUUUUCCAAAGUGAGGGCUAACACUAAGUACACCUGAUUCACUAUCCAAGAGGAUUCUCAGAUCAAGCUUUUCAUGCGCUAUUGUAAAAAUGGCAUGAACAUGUCCAGCAUAGGAAGAAAGGUCGUUUCUAACUGGACAGGGCUGAUUUUUCUCCACUUUCCCUUAUGAAGGCAUGAGCUAGUAGAGGUUCAAGGGGUGGUCCUGUCUCUAGGCCACCCAUCUGGCGGUAAAAUCGGCCAUUGAAUCUGAGUCUAAUAUCGGCCGCAUCGGGAAAUCUGGUUUGUGAAUCUUUGGGAAACCAUGUAGCCUUGAGAGGUAUUUUGCCUGUGGGUUUAAGAGCCCCGAACUCCUUAUCAAUAAGGCAACCUUGGUAUUUCAGUUUGCGAAGACAUUUUAGGAGUUGGAAAUCAAUGCUCUCAGUUUGAUCCUUAUUUUGCCUCCCUGUCAUCGGUCGGGAUUGAUUCGAUUUUUAAAACGUAACCACUAUCAUUUAUCAGAGCGCGACCAGAAUCUCUGUCGAGUUUAACGACGAGUAGUUUCUUGUCUUGACAUAAUUAUGCCUACAUUUUGACAGAUUGUCGAGGGGACUUCUAACCAGUUUCCACGUUCUUCUUAACCAUUCUGAUAUUUUUCCCACCAUGUCCUGUUGACGGAUCAGUCGAACAGGGUAAUCACGUGUGGCCCGUCUAGGUGGCUGCGGACAACAAUAAUGGGUUCCUGGCAAAGCCGCUUUUUGCAUUCAAGUUGUCCUUCGCGCAGUUUUUUGAUAGUAGGCAUUCCAAAAUUAUUGCAAAACAACUCAAGGGGCUCUUUACCUAAAGAAGUUGUAAAGACAAUGUUCCGACAGGGCAACGGGCUCGUGGUCCUGUGAGUAGAGGCGUUGACUUCUAAACCAAUAGGUCGCGAGUUCGAGGCUCGGGUGUUCCACACUUCGGGCUUGGGUAUGGCUGGCUGACGAUGGCUAAUAAGCCAGAAAUGGCCAUUCCAGUCUCCCUUGUCUUUGUCGGUAAUGCCAUUCUGCCUACAAUGUUCCGUGCUUGUUUUCAAAUGAUUCAAGUACUUUUCCCCUAUAACAAUAAAGGCUGGACUUCCUGCGCUCACUUCAUCCCAACCAUCGUCGAGCAGGGGAUUUUAGUACCUUUCUACGACUUCUGGGACUAGCAUCCUUUUCUGUACCUAAUAAGACUACAAAAUCCGUACCUGCUGCAAAUGUGUUAACCCAACUGCCGGACUACGCCAUAUCGAUUGCCAUUUCCGUUACUUAUUCACAUAUUUCAUGUCCAACAGGCACUUUAUCAAUCAUGUGCAGUCGCCCUAAGUAGUUUUAAGUGGAGCUUACAGACGAACCAACGUGAUAUUGCUGCAGGCAAAAACACUUUCCUGUGGGCGCAUUCGAAGAAACGUUCGUGCCGCAUAUCGGUAGUGGGCAUUCUCAAGGAGUAAGAAACGAGAGUCAGUUGGUAAAAUGUUAUGUCUUGAAUUUAUUCCAAAAGUCCUUCCUUCACAGCGGGCCUUGUGAGUUGACCUCUCGCACCAGUUUCUCCCAGACUACUGUCGUCAAAAAAUGAGGGAGUCGUCCUGACGUCUGGGUCUUUAAGCACUCUCCACCGUUCCAAGCCACCUUUAUUACAAAGGUCACCUAGUAAUAGCUACUUAAACCCUAUAGAGCACAAACAUCGGAUUAGUGCCAACAAAUACAUGGGAUGAAUGAAUGGCCAGUUCCGGUCUAUUCGCCGUUGAUAACAUCUAACUCCUUGCAUAUCCUACCUGAUGAUGCUUUAUUUUUGGUCGGACAACUCGUCGGUGAAUCCUGGUUUCCUUUUUGACUGGUCUACUUGCUUUAUCCGUGCUAAGCUGCUGACGUGAAGCUAACUGAUGGUUUUGAAAAUGAAGUGCGGACGUCCGAACGAAAACAUGAAGGCCCAUACCAUUGGGCCGGUCUUGCCCGAACUUUGAAGUUCAUGGAGGCUGAGGGUGUGCGAUUUCGAAAUUUGUCCUUGCACUUCUCAAGCCUAUCAGUACGAUAUUAUGAACCAUCAGGCAUAACUACUGGUAAAAAGAAGCUCAUUUUCGAAUGAGAAGACGCUGUCUGCAUUGAAGGACUGCCCAUGGCCAUGGGUUGGGAAAGUAAUUCUGACAAAGUUAAAGGUCUAACUGCAUAUUUGACAGCACUUUGUGGCAGAAUACGUUUCUAGCUUCAGAUGUCUAAUUGGCUUGGAUUUUCAGCAUAACCAGGCAAAAGCCGCGUCUCAGAGAGAUUUCUGAUCGUGCAAUUUUUUCGUUCCUCAUAGUCUGUCUCCAGAAAUGCCAUGAUUUUUAACAUGAGGGUGUAUACCGAUUUUCUGUUGAGCUACAAGGUAAAGUUGAAAAUUUUCCGACUUUGCGAGCGUGCACAUGACACUAUUUGCUUAUGGCGACUUGAAGAUGUUUUGGUCGGCACUUUUCGGAAGUGCUUUCUCUCGUGUCCUGCUCAUAACAUUCUCAAUAAUAAACUGAGACGACGCCUUGUGUCAGUUCACGUCCUUGUGUCCUUCAGGCAUAUUCUGCCUUCAUUCAGCCGAUCAUAAUCCUGACCAGCAGCCGUAACCAGAAGCACAAACAUGCGCUCGUACACGGCUUAUUAGGUCGCCUGCGUAUUCACGAAAACGGGCGGUAGACAACUGCCGGCCACAUCACAUAUCCCCCAACAACAAUCGCAUCGCACAACAAUAUCACCACUGCAAGCCCUCGAUUGCUACGCCACACGCAAGUGUGCUUCUCGACGCCAUCUGCAUGCUGCUCCUCUGCUGCAUGUGUGAUCCGAGCCUGAGACUAUCACGGUGCGCCAAACGCCGUGGCUUGGGAGACUGACGCCUCAAUUCGGUCCGCGCAGUCUGCCCAGUUGUGUGAGCGUUAGUGUAGAAUGGUAAACUGGUGGGCUGAAAGCAAGGCUGUCACGGCUCCUUUUUAAAGUGACCUCUAGCACUCUCAUGCAUGUGAGGAGUGUGUGUUACUUAAUGGGUAGUGCUUUUCAGUCCUGACUGACUGGUUACGCAGCCUUUGAAGGAUGAUAGCUCAGGUAAAUUCAGGGCUGUCUCACUCCUCUGGGUCCCAAGGUUUGUGAGCGUUUGCUAUGCCAGUACCAGCAAACCAUGGCCCUCGCAGUCUGGUGUGCGCCGGCAGUUUUCCGGCGCCUGGUUCUCUGGCGGUAGAUGCGCUUGCGCCCCCGUUGGGUCUACAGGCCGUGUGCGUGACUGCCCAGUCAUCCACGCCCUUUCUGUUGUAGUUGUUAUCGGUCAAAAUCCUGGUCACGUACUUGUUGUGAACCAGGGAGUGCGAGUAGAGCGCAAAGAUGCAGGUUCGGCCGCGCCAUCCACCUGCUCCCUCCCCACUUCCGGUUUUCUUAACUCGGUCUGGACACGGGGUCCAGUUCCAAAGGGGAGUGCAGUAGGUGCUACGCAAGCCCACUCUCAUUAUAAACUAAUUCACACGCAAUUCACCGUGCUUGCUCAACCUUCCUGUAGACCACACGGUGGUCAUCGUCGGCAACGACGGUCGAACUAUCAUCGCACGGUGCAGAUUGUCCAUUGGCGGGGUCUAGCAAAUUUGUCAUGAGCACUUUGUCGAACCGAAGUUUACCCAUGUCUCUCCGCUUGUCAUUAUCUGCCGCUGCAGAUUUAUUAUAACUUCGGCCUGGUAUUUCAUAACCUGUUUAUGAUCUCUGCCACCCAUACGGAGCUUGUUUGCUUCAGUGUGCCUGAACAGCUAACUUCGUUCAAGCGUUGGGGUCGCGGAUCGUAUACUGCCCGAUCGUUAGCCUGAACUUCAUGUGCGUGCGGCCUAGGUUGAUUGGGUUCUCCGGCUUAAUCAUGACUACCUUGCUGACCUUAUCUCUCUGAGUUCUGGUUCUGGAAUGCAUUACUGUAGGAUACUGCAGCUUGCGUGACAUCCUACAAUCGUCCUUUUUAGAAUUGAUACUUAAUUCCUCAAUUAAAUGUCGAGCCUAUUUUACUCUGAGUAGCUAUCAAUUUGUGUCGUAUCUAGGUUUUUAUUGAGACUUUUUCCCUUCCCAGACUUCUCAUAUCGUCGUCACUUGCUCCGAUUUAUUUAUUCCGGGCGUUGGCGUCGGACGUCUUCGAUCUACGAAGCAACGCGGUAAAGAUUCUAAUUUCAAAAUGAUCCCCAAAAAACUAUUUCUAGAUAUAGACGGAGCCGUAGCAGUGCCAUCUAA
Spirometra erinaceieuropaei is the source of this 23093-nucleotide messenger RNA. Lineage: Eukaryota; Metazoa; Platyhelminthes; Cestoda; Diphyllobothriidea; Diphyllobothriidae. The record is from the annotation of a GenBank genome assembly.